Messenger RNA from Schistocerca gregaria, 5550 nucleotides. Its product is annotated as serine/arginine repetitive matrix protein 1-like. Bases 1 to 2463 code for a protein of 820 amino acids. Gene Ontology annotation, molecular function: sterol transfer activity; sterol binding. The transcript has 12 exons. Gene Ontology annotation, cellular component: plasma membrane; endoplasmic reticulum-plasma membrane contact site; endoplasmic reticulum membrane. Lineage: Eukaryota; Metazoa; Arthropoda; Insecta; Orthoptera; Acrididae. Gene Ontology annotation, biological process: intracellular sterol transport. The record is from RefSeq and is a predicted model, not a curated record.
AUGUACGCACCGGAGACGCCUCCGGACGCCGCCGAGGGAGCGCGCCCCGGACCGAGCCCGCGCGGCGACCACGGUUCCGAGAAGAACGGCUCCGGGUUGCUGUCGGUGCUGAGGGCGUACCGGCGUAGCCUGUCGAGGGAGGCGAGCCCGCUGGAGGCGAUCGCGGGCAGGGUGCUUCACCGCCGCGGCCGCUCCGCCUCGGGCGACGCGAGGGGCACCGACGAGCAGGCCCGCCGCCACAGGGACUCCAGGUCGCUGCUGGACGUCGUGCGCCACAUCGCCAAGAGCAGGACGCCGCCGCCCGCCCCAGCGCUCCUGGACUCGGCAGGUGGCGGCACGGAGGCGCGGCGGCGGUCGCGCUCGCCCUUCCUGGCCAUCCUGGGGGGCGGCGCGGGCCGCGACAGCCCCCGCGGGCCGGCGCAGCCGCCUCCUCCUCCGCCUCCGCCGCCGCGCAGGAGCAGGUCCACGUGCGACGCCCCCAGCGUCGCGGCGGCUUCCCGCGCCCCGUGGCGCUCCUCCAGCGCGCGGCCGGUGCCCGCGCAGCUGGCCGCGGCCGCCCAGCUCACGACCGCCGUGCGUCGCCGCCGGCGCCGCCUCGCCUCCAGCAGCGACUCCAGCACCUCCAGCUCCAGCGCUAGCGUCACCAGCAGCAGCGCCCCCGCCGCCCCCUCCAGCAGCUCCGACGGCGGCGCCACCUGGAGGCGGCGCGGCACCACCGGCAGGUCCUACUCCGAUGCUGGCGGUAGCAGAGCGUACGGCCGCCGGCGGCGCGCGUCUGGGGGAGUGGCCGCCAUGCUGGCCCGCCACGCGCUCGCACUCAGCCUGCCCGCCGCUGGGAGCGGAGCCGCGGCCGUGCCGCCGCUGCCCCCGCCGCCCCCGCUGCUGGUGCAGGCGCCGCCCUCCAGCGACGAGGACGACGACCUGCGCGUCCUCGUGCACUCCGAUGGGAGAAGGUCCAGCUCGGCGUCGUCGCAGCAGCAGAAGCUGGGCGAACUGCAGGAGGACGGCGCAGGCGAGGGCGAAGGGCAGGAGUCCCUUCCGCAGACGCCCGAGCCCUUCAGCCUCGACGACACCGUCUCCACCGCAUCCAGCCGCAGCCUCAGCAGCGCCGACGCAGACGUCGACGCCGACGGCGACGGCGACUUGGACGAAACGUCGUCUGGCUGCAGCGGGCAGCAGGUGGCAAAGUCCGCGCCGUGCACACCGCACGGCGACCGCGACAGGGAGCGGCUGGCGCCAGCCACGGCCGCAGCAGCAGCAGCCUGCGACCGCGACCUGCCCUCGCCGCGCACGCCCAGCCACGGACACUCCUUCACCCGCCAUGACAGGCAGCUCAAGCAGCUGAGCGUGAGCGCGCCCGCCAUGACGCACCACCAGCAGGCGAUGGCUGCCGCCGCCGCGGCCGCCGCGGCCAGGGGCUCCUCGGAGCAGCCGUCCGUCGCCUCGGGUUCGCCGGAGCCGGCGCACUCCUCCAAGUACCGCCAGAAGAAGUUCCACCGCCACUUCAAGCAGGUGGCCGCCGAGGAGUACGUCCUCAACUAUUAUUCCUGUGCUCUGGUCGGUGAUAUACUUCUUCAGGGUCAUCUGUAUAUUACCAAGAACUAUUUUGCAUUCUAUUCCAAUGUGUUUGGAUAUGUUACAAAGUUGCUCAUUCCCACAGUAUCAGUAACGAAGAUCAGUAAAGAGAAGACCGCAUACAUUAUACCAAAUGCUGUUGGCGUUUCCACUGCAGAAGGAAAGCACGUGUUUGGCUCUCUGCUGUCACGAGAUUCCACCCAUCGACUAAUGACGCAAGUUUGGAAAGCAGCUCAGCAGCCUGACCCCCAGGGAAACUUGCUUCCUAUUGAACAGGUUAUGAAAGAUGAGGUGGAUUCAGCAAGUGGAGAUGUUAAAGAUGACGAUGAUUCAUCUGUUUCUGGCAGUGAUAGAUCUUGUGCUCCAUCAUCUCUUGAAUGCAACACAAACAUAAAUCAGCCAGAAGGCUGUACAAAACUACCAAACGGCAAUCUUGUAAUUGGUGGGAAGCACAUAAAGCUGCCAGUUAAAUCUAGCCCCAAGCAUGCAAUAGUGGGUUUGCCUCGUUCUAAAUGGCUGCUCAUUGUUUCGACUGGACUGCUUGUACUGCUGUUCUUAUCUGCUGCUUUCUUACUGUAUCGAAUUUCGAAAAUACAGAGCCAGUUCACAGAGCAUCCACUUAUAACAACAAGUGACGAAGUAUACCAAGAAAUUUUGAAGUGGCAAAGUCAGCUUCAUUCUAAAUCAGUUAAUGAAGUUCAAGAAUUUCUGAGCACUAACUUGGACCAGUUGGCAAAGGUGCGUCAGUCACUGGAAGCUUUAUCUUUACUAAUAGUAUCAGAGGGAGAACAAUUACAGCAGUCGCAACAGCAGUCUCAAGAGCCAAUGCAUUCAGAGCCUGCUGGCAAGCAGCAGACUCCCACUCUUCCCCACGACAAGCAUAGUUAGCAGAGGCUGUACCCCAACCAUUCUGAGGCCACAGCAUUGUCUGGGGUCUGAUGAUGGUGGUUGACAUGAUCUGCAUGUUACUGUCUACUUGCCAUGCUGUCUUGGUGUGUGUUUGUUCCUGAUCUCAAGUUUGGGACAUAACAAAAUUAGUGCAAGUGCAAGUAUAUUAAACGUAUAAGACUAGCCAUUGUGUUUCAUCCCACAUUGCACUUAAUAGGAUUGCGAUAUUCUGCCAAUACAUGAAGUCCUAUUUGUGUUAUUUACUGGUAUCUGACUUUUCUCAUUAAGCUGUUCAGAAAAUAGCUGGAAACGCCUCAAGAGAACAUGAUAACAAACAUUGUCUGUGAUACAGGGAUAAGUGAAAGAUGUCGGAAAGUAGUUACGUUAUUCGCUUACAUGCGACUUCAACUACAUAUAUCCUGGAACUUCGGUAACACGAAAUAAAGUUCCUCUACAGUUACUUGUUUCAACUAUUCAAUAUUGUGAAAUUAAACUGUGUUUUUACUAGAAAGUAAUGGAUCUGUAUGCAGGAAAAACAACUAUAGAUCUAAUUUUGUGAUGACCGCAAAAUAUUUAUUUUAAUUUUCUAAAUUGUAGGCCUGAGAUGCAGAGUAUAUGUGGAAGAAGUGAUGGGUACCACUUGUUAAAGAAUUAUUAGUACUUUUAACACACUAGUGCUACAGGUAUUUUCAAUCAUGGAUUUCACUUAAUUAGAACUGAGAAUAGAAAAGGAAAAAUUAUAAACAGAUCAUGUAAUUUUUUUAUCUGUUUGAAUAUUGUGUGUAUGCAGUUAUACGAGAAAAACUUAAUCACGAUUGCCUUGUCUGAAUUUGCACUUUUAAAUUAAAGCAAAUGUAUAAAUUUAAGGCUACUAAGUUGGCCUUCCAAAUUUUAUCUAACUGUCUAUUGCAUUCUUAGAUGAAAUAUGUUUGAUCAUAAUUGCAAGAUGGCACAAAUGUAUCAAAGGUGAUAUAGUGACUAACACCACCUUAAGUUUUACACGUUAGUUUUUUUUCUGAAAACAGUAUUUUAAAAAUCUACAAAAUAAUCUGUGUGCUGUGUGCAACAAAAAGUAACAUAAGUUAACAUCAGUUGCAGCCUCAUAAAAUUGAAAUUUUUAAAUGCAGUUUUCUUCGUGAGAAUACUUGCCUGUAGCGAUUUUAAACUGGCUGCUGAAAUUUGUAUUUCUGCCACAGUAUAAUGUUAUAGAAAGUAAGUUUGGAGAAGUGAGAAAUUAACCUGAAAUUUAAGCAUGUUAAAAGUUCUAGAAACAGGUCAGUUGUUGAAUGACUGCAUGUUAGAAGUCAUACCAAAUCUUGAAAGUUUCUUUUGUGCGCUGAGAUGUAGUUCAUCAUAUGCAGCAGUUCAUGAGUUACUACUUGUCGUAUACAAGUUCGUCUAGUAGUUUCCAAUUAUCCACAUACAGGAUAUUUGUAUCUUUGAGUUUCUAGAUGAAAAACUAAAACUGUCCAUUCAUGGAGAUACAGCUUAAGCCAUCAUUCCAUUCAGAAUAGUAUUAUUUGUCUCAGAGGAAAAAGCAAAGUUAAUUUGUUCAUAUUAAAUAAGUGCAGCUGGAUACAAAAAUUUGACUGAAAUCACACUAGUGUGAAAACAACAUAAACAUCAGGCUCUUGAAUUUGCCAAUAAUUGUAUCCACACUAACUGUAACCUGUACCUAAAGAUCUCUUGAAAAACCUUACACAAGUACCAACACCUAUUUAUUCAGUGGAACAUGAAAUUUUGCACAUUUGAGAAACAGCGAUAAGCAGUAGGAAAUGUUCCUGUAACACGUGGAAAGACUAAAAUGAUAAAGUCGUACUUACUGACUUCAGACUAUCAAUCGAACAUAUUGUUAUUCAAACUGUUGUUUGUAGUUCUCUUUGGAGGACACAUUUGUCAAACAGAAUAUGAAAAUGUGACUCUAAAAAGGUCUCAUCAGUAAGAUGAACUGAGUGAAAUAAUUUAAUUUUAUUGUUUGUAUCAUUGACUGUAGACACAGUGGGUGUUUUUGUGUGUCUGUCUUAUUUAUUUAUUUACUGUAAAUAAAUGUUAAACACUUGUAAAUAAGAAAAAGUGGCACUGGUGCAAAUAUUUUUUGUUAUGAUUUUAUGAAUAUGAAAUGUGUUGGGAAGGUUGAUUGUGUAUUGUGGCAUAAAUUUAUGCAAGAUAUGUCCCUUUAUGUCAUGACUAUAUAUUCCUCAAGUUUUCAAACAAAUUUUAUCUGUCAUCGGCUAUAUAUUUUCUGUGGUAAACUGGGGAAAGAUUGUACUGUUUAAUGUUUUGGACAGGAAUUGAACUGUAUGCCUUAUGCUGUAUUGCUUUACAUAAGCAAAUCUUUCCCCAGGUCUAGCAAAAUUUAAAAUAUCCAUAAAGAAAUUAAAUCAGGUUAGUACUUUGUAUUCUGGAUACUCAGUCAAAUGUUAAUGUUUUUCUUCAGUGAAUGUAAAUCUCUAACAGGGAGUCAUAAUUACUUUUGUUAUUGCUACCUUCAUAAGUAAGGAACUGCUCUAUCCCAUACAUUUCUAUGAUAGGACAGUUGUGUGUGUGUGUGUGUGUGUGUGUGUGUGUGUGUGUGUGUGUGUGUGUGAGAGAGAGAGAGAGAGAGAGAGAGAGAGAGAGAGAGAGAGAGAGAGCAGUUUAUAUUGAAAAUUCGUGAUGAAGGGUAAUAAACUGUAUAUACCAAUGAAUGCAUGGUGCUGGAAUUAUAAUAGACAAAAUUCUUACAAGUGUCUGUGAUAAUCACAAUUCAUCCUGAGAAUCAUCUCAGGUAUUGUGGAAUUGUAUAGUUAUAUUUGGAUGGUAUAUAGAGAAAGGUGUGACUUCAGGUUUUUUCUGUGUAAAACGGUGCUUAGUUAUUUAUUAUGGUUGUUUCAAUUUUCACCUUCAAGUAUAGGGAAAUAUAGAUUCAGUACAAUAAAAGUAGAAUCAAUGCAAAAAAAUUAUAUUUACUGAGUGAAUUUUCCUGCAGUUCCCUUUCAUAAGCUGAUAAAGUGUGAUAGUUAUAUUUUACAGUCAAAUAUUGUAAAAUUAGAUGCUGUGUGGUGGUGUUUACACCAUUAAGAGAAAGAGACUUUAAAUGUAUGUAAA